CCGCGGCCGGUUCGCGCUUCCUCCGGGGCUGCGCGCCCCCUCGGCUGCGCUCGGCACCGGGGCGCGAGCAGCAGAUGGGAGCUCGGGGUGCCCAAGAUGCGGGCGCCGGCCAGGGAGCUCUUCCGGGACGCUGCCUUCCCGGCCUCGGACUCCUCUCUCUUCUCCAGCUUCUCCACGCCGCUGGCCGAGUUCCGGGAGGAAAUCACGUGGAGGCGGCCCCAGGAAAUCUGCGCCGCGCCCCAGCUGUUUGCAGAUUGCGCUCCGGAAGGACAGGUGAAGCAAGGGCUGCUGGGGGACUGCUGGUUCCUGUGCGCCUGCGCCGCCCUGCAGAAGAGCCAGCACCUCAUGGACCAGGUCUUUCCUCCGGGACAGCCGAGCUGGCUCGACCAGACGUACCGCGGCUCCUUCACCUGUCGAGUUUGGCAGUUUGGACGCUGGGUCGAGGUGACCAUAGAUGACCGUCUGCCUUGUCUUGCAGGGAGACUCUGCUUCUCCCGGUGCCAGAGGGAGGAUGUGUUCUGGCUUCCCUUACUGGAGAAGGUCUACGCCAAGGUCUACGGGUCCUAUGAGCACCUCUGGGCCGGACAGGUGGCUGACGCCCUGGUGGACCUCACCGGUGGCCUGGCCGAAAGGUGGAACCUGAAGGACAUGGCGGGAACCGGCGGCCAGCGGGACAGGCCCAGGGGCGCGGAACGCAGGACUUGUCGGCAGCUGCUCAGCCUGAAGGACCGCUGUCUGCUGAGCUGCUCGGUGCUUAGCCCCAGAACAGGUACCGGGGCGCUGGGGGAGUUUCAUGCUUUCAUUGUCUCGGAUCUGCAAGAGCUCCGGGGUCGGGCUGGUCAGAGCAUCCUGCUGCUGCGGAUUCAGAACCCCUGGGGCCGGCGGUGUUGGCAGGGGCCCUGGAGAGAGGGGGGUGAAGGGUGGAGCCGGCUGGAGUCGGCGGCCCAGUCUGAGCUGCUGUCGCAGCUCCAGGAGGGGGAGUUCUGGGUGGAGGAGGACGAGUUUCUGCGGGAGUUUGACGAGGUCACCAUUGGCUUCCCCAUCACGGAGGCUGGCCACCUGCGGAGCCUCUACUCAGGAAGGGCGCUGUGCCGCACGCAGGAGCUGCCCGGGGCCUGGGUCAAGGGCCAGUCGGCGGGAGGCUGCCGGAACAACAGCGGCUUCCCCAGCAACCCCAAGUUCUGGCUGCGGGUCUGCGAACCCAGCGAGGUAUACAUGGCCGUCCUGCAGAGACCGCAGCUGCGCACGGCCGGCCACCCAGGCAGGGACUACCAGGCCGUGGGCCUGCACGUUUGGAAGGUGGAGAAGCGGCGGGUCAGCCUGCCCAGGGCCCUGUCCGCGCCCCCCGUGGCGGGCACCGCGUGCCACGCGUACGACCGCGAGGUCCACCUGCGCUGUGAGCUCGCCCCGGGCUACUACCUGGCCGUGCCCAGCACCUUCCUGAAGGACGUGCCAGGGCAGUUCCUGCUCCGGGUCUUCUCCAGCGGGAGAGUCUCCCUCAGCGCCAUCCAGCCGGCAGCCCAGAGCGCUGCCCCCCGGGAGGCCCUGCCCGCGGGCGAGUGGGAGACCGUGAGGCUGCGGGGCUCCUGGAGAGUCGGCCGGACGGCGGGGGGCAGCCGGAACUUUGCCUCCUACCCCAGCAACCCCCGCUUCCCCCUCUCGGUGCCGGAGGGCGCGGGCCCCCGCUGCGUCCGCAUCACCCUGCGCCAGCACUGCCGCGACCACGAGGGCCUCCCCAUCGGCUUCCACGUCUUCCAGGCAGGCGCCCCUGCUCCCGGGCGUCCGGGUGGGGUCCCAGCGGACGGCGGGGGCCAGGAUGCGCCCUCCUUGCUGCUCCAGGAGCCUCUGCUGAGCUGUGUGCCGCACUGCUACGCCCAGGAGGUCAGCCGGCUCUGCCACCUGUCCCGGGGGACCUACUGGAUCGUGCCCUCCACCUACCUGCCGGACACAGAGGGGGCCUUCACAGUGACCGUAGAGACCAGAAUAGACAGGCGCUCCAUUCACAGCCAGGAGAUGCUGGGGCAGCUCCUCAAGGAGGCCUCCUUCGUGGCAGUGAUGAAAGCCUAACCGGGUGACCCUGCGUGUCGGCUCCAGUGACCGGGGGUCUGAGAGGCUCCCAGUGGCCCACACGCCAGUGCCGCGGCGGCCAGGCCUGAGCGGGUCCUGGCAAAGAGUCCCCGUCCUGGCAGGUGCUGCAGGAAGGGCAAGAAAAACUCAGCGUGGGCGCCUUCGUUCCACGCCGCUGAGCCGACAGAGCCUCCCUGAAAUUCUCCGCGCCCCGUCUCCCUGGCCCCGGAGAGAGGCCUUUCGGCGCAUCGGGACAGAUCUUGUUUAAAGCUAUUUAUUAGAAACGUUUUUAGGAUGUAACUUUAUAAAUAAACAUUAGCACUG
Messenger RNA from Physeter macrocephalus (sperm whale), 2391 nucleotides. It is a transcript of the gene CAPN10, whose product is annotated as calpain 10. The transcript is spliced from 12 exons. The record is from RefSeq and is a predicted model, not a curated record. Gene Ontology annotation, biological process: proteolysis. The coding region runs from base 97 to 2067 and encodes 656 amino acids. NCBI's taxonomy places the organism in Eukaryota, Metazoa, Chordata, Mammalia, Artiodactyla, Physeteridae. Gene Ontology annotation, molecular function: calcium-dependent cysteine-type endopeptidase activity. Gene Ontology annotation, cellular component: cytoplasm.